Molecule: messenger RNA, 216 nt
Organism: Micromonas pusilla CCMP1545
Lineage: Eukaryota; Viridiplantae; Chlorophyta; Mamiellophyceae; Mamiellales; Mamiellaceae
Exons: 1
Coding region: 1-216 (71 amino acids)
Source: RefSeq, a predicted model, not a curated record
AUGGCUCGCGGGAACGCGAAAGCGAACGCGCAAGAAAAGAACGCGAAGAAGAACGCGGGGAAGAAGGAGGCCAAGUCCGACCUGAAAGCUCGCGCGGCGGCGUUCAAGGCGUCGUGCCCGAUCUGCGCGGCGCAAUUGAUAAACUACAACAUGAUGAAGGUGCACUACGAGGCGAAGCAUCCGAAGGAGACGUGCCCGCCGCCGCCGGAGUCAUGA